Molecule: messenger RNA, 1125 nt
Organism: Nematostella vectensis (starlet sea anemone)
Lineage: Eukaryota; Metazoa; Cnidaria; Anthozoa; Actiniaria; Edwardsiidae
Product: SUMO-conjugating enzyme UBC9-A
Exons: 7
Coding region: 154-630 (158 amino acids)
Biological process (GO): protein sumoylation
Cellular component (GO): nucleus
Molecular function (GO): SUMO conjugating enzyme activity
Source: RefSeq, a predicted model, not a curated record
UCUGGUCACGUGACCUUUUCAAUCUGUCACACACUACAAGAUCUUUCAGCCAAAUAUCCUCGAACAUUUUUAGGGCAAAAAUUGGUAUUUUAGCCCUCAUAUGAAAUCUCAAAUAAAUCCUUACUACAACCGAUCCACGCAGAACAAGCUGUAAUGUCUGGAAUAGCUUUGGGAAGGCUUGCCGAGGAAAGAAAAGCGUGGAGAAAAGAUCAUCCAUUUGGAUUUGUCGCAAAACCAGUUAAAAACGAGGAUGGCUCUCUGAAUCUUAUGAAUUGGGAGUGUGCGAUACCUGGCAAAAAAGGGACACCAUGGGAGAAUGGAAAAUAUAUGUUGCGGAUGAUAUUUAAAGACGAUUAUCCCUCUACGCCUCCUAAAUGUAAAUUUGAGCCGCCCAUCUUUCAUCCCAACGUUUACCCCUCAGGCACAGUGUGCCUGUCUUUACUGGAUGAGGAGAAAGACUGGAGACCUGCUGUCACCAUUAAACAGAUACUACUAGGUAUACAAGAUUUACUUAAUGAUCCUAACAUCAAAGACCCUGCUCAAGCAGAGGCUUACACAAUUUACUGCCAAAACAGAGCAGAGUAUGAAAAACGAGUAAGACAACAAGCAGAAAAGUUCUCUCAAUCAUAACCCUAUCUUAACCAUUCUGUAAACUAUUACAAAAAGACGAACACCUGCAUCUCCACUGUUUGAUGAUGUGUGGCUAUCACAGAAGUAUAUUGCUGAGAAGAUUCUCCCCGAAGGGGCUGUGGACUAUGCUAAAGAUGGGGACGAACCUGCGAUCUUCAGUCCUUUAUUUCUAAAUUUGUUCGAACUUUUUCCUUUGUACCACACAGGCCCUUCUUGUUUUUGUGCUCACAAUUCUGAGUCUUAGAGAUGAAUGAAAGUGUACUAAGAAAGCCAUGUGUAUUUGUAUAAGUUCACACGGCUUGAAAAGGUGAACAAAUUAGCGGAAAGGUCUGGACUGCAAUUUGAUUGCAGUUCCUGUCAAAUGUGAACCUGUUGAACAUAUUGAAUUAGAUUAAUAUGUAUAAAGAGAGUUAUAAAACUCUCAUGGGGCUCUCUGCAAUGUACCGUAAACUGUCAUUCUAUUGGAACUGCAUAACUAAAUAUUGUUAUUUAGUA